This is a messenger RNA of Helobdella robusta, 354 nucleotides long. RefSeq lists its product as hypothetical. The transcript has 3 exons. Lineage: Eukaryota; Metazoa; Annelida; Clitellata; Rhynchobdellida; Glossiphoniidae. Gene Ontology annotation, biological process: autophagosome assembly; macroautophagy; autophagy of mitochondrion. Gene Ontology annotation, cellular component: autophagosome membrane; cytosol; autophagosome. Bases 1 to 354 code for a protein of 117 amino acids. The record is from RefSeq and is a predicted model, not a curated record. Gene Ontology annotation, molecular function: GABA receptor binding; ubiquitin protein ligase binding.
AUGCGCUGGGAAUAUAAAGAAGAGAACUCCUUCGAUAAGAGGAAAUCAGAGGGCGAUAAGAUUCGAAAGAAAUAUCCUGAUCGUGUUCCAGUUAUUGUAGAGAAAGCCCCAAAAGCCAGAGUUGAAGACCUUGACAAAAAGAAAUAUUUGGUCCCGGCUGAGCUGACAGUUGGCCAGUUCUACUUUUUAAUUCGAAAACGAAUCCACUUGAAGCCUGAAGAAGCUCUGUUUUUUUUUGUGAACAAUAUCAUCCCGCCAACCAGCACAACCAUGGGACAACUCUACCAGGAACAUCACGAAGAAGAUGCAUUCCUCUACAUAGCAUACAGUGAUGAAAGUGUUUAUGGCAACUAA